UAUUUUGCAAUAUUUUUUGCAUUUGACAAUGGCAUUUGGAAAACCAGAUCCUCAUUUAGAACAAUUGAGGAAACAAGUGGAUCAUGCACCUAAUUUAGACACGACAAUUUUAAAAAUUCAGAAAUUAAGUUCAUCGUUACAUUCGGCAUUUUUGUUCGAAAAUGAAGGUAUUUUUCUACUUCAGAAAAUUUGUCUGUUCAUGAGUUCAACCCCGUCAGGAAAAUUAUAUAAAGGAUGGGAAGAAUUUGCUGUACAUCUUGGUCUUUCAAGAGAACAAAUACAAUGCAUUGAAUAUAAUUUUAAAGGAAUGCAAGAUCCUACAUAUUAUGUUUUAUUAACAUUCUGUCAGUCACCUGAUGCAACAGUUGAUAAAGUAAUCAUCGCUUGCCAAAAAAUACAUCGAUUAGAUAUAAUUAAUCGAAUUCUUAAUCCUUUGGUUCAAUUUAUAAAUAAUUUAAUCAUCGAUGAUCACAAUACAGGAGUUAUAAGACCAAAAAUCAUUCCAAGAGUUCCUUUGGUACUUAGACCAACUAUUGGUAUCAAUCAUUCAAUUCGUUCCUCCAAUGAUUCAAAACAUAAUAAAUUACAUACGGACAAUAAAUCUAAAACUGAAUUGAGUGAAAAAAAAAACUAUGGAAGUAUUGUUAUGUUAACAUUUACUAAAGAUGGAGAAGAAGUCGCAAAAAAUGUAGCUAAAGUAUUUCGAGAAAACGAUCCAAAAAUUGGAGUCGUUAUUCUUCAAGAACAAGAAAAAUAUGUAUAUUCACGAGCUGAAGAGUUCGUUGAUGAUUGUUUCAAUCAAGUUAAUUACAUUGUUCCAAUACUCACAAGUGGAUAUAUAAAUCAUUUAAAUGAAUUAGUUGCCUACGAUGAAUCUAGUGAGAAUUCUUUAGAUACUAAAUAUGUCAAAUAUAUUUACUCAUUAUUGAGAUAUGAAUAUUUUAAAAACAAUUGCUGUAAUAAUAGAGUAAGAUGCAUUGUACCAAAUGGCAAAAUGCCUAUAAUCUUGAAGUCUAAUCUUCAUCCAUCACUCCAAGCUUGGUUUAAGGAAUCAGAGAUAGAUACUUUUAUGAAAAACAUUAUUUUAAAAAACUUUUAAAUAAUUUUUUCAUUUUUA
Molecule: messenger RNA, 1117 nt
Organism: Chelonus insularis
Lineage: Eukaryota; Metazoa; Arthropoda; Insecta; Hymenoptera; Braconidae
Exons: 4
Coding region: 29-1099 (356 amino acids)
Biological process (GO): signal transduction
Molecular function (GO): protein binding
Source: RefSeq, a predicted model, not a curated record